ACCAAGUAUAAACUCAAAAAAAUAUGUAUUUGGCGUAUGUAUUUUAAGAGGGACAAUAAGAAAACUUAUCUAUGUAACCCCCAAAAUAAAAACACAUGCAUAUUCUUUUCAAAAAUAAAUAAAGAAUUCUCCCCAACUACUCAAAAUAAAAACCCAAAAAAAUCAAGAAACAGGGGGAAGGGACAAAGAAGCAGAGGCAGUCGCCAUGGCCGUCAUCCCGCCGGCGACAGAGUUCGGAGAUCUAUGCGACGAAAUCGCCGAAACCAUCUUCUCUUUCGUCCCCCUGAAAUCCCUAGCGAAGCUGGAGACCGUUUCCAAAUCAUGGCGGCAGUUGAUUGCCAGAGUCCGGCUGCACCACCCGCCCGCCACCGACUCCGGUCCUUCGGAGGCGCCGGAAUCUCUCAAAAAUCAGUCUUCUUGAAGCUACACUACCCCCACAACGUCGAGCUCUGCACCGUCGACUCCUCCGCCCCGAACAAAUUCCCCUUCUUGAUCGAUUCAUGCAACGGGUUAAUCCUCUACGGCGCCGUGGACGACAAAAAGACUUGGAAUUACAUCGUACAUUCCCAGGUUUCCGACCAAUCCAUAGCCCUCCCUCCCUCGAACUCCAUGUACAGACCCGCAUUCGUCGCACUGGCCUUUGACCCGAGGAAGAACGCCCAAUUCAAAGUCGUGGGCUUUUUCUGGAACGAGGUGAAUCCCCUCUCCAUUUCUGUGAACUCUAUGGUUUUCAGGUCUGAAUCUUGGGAGUGGAUGCAGAAACAGGGGAAGCUCUUGAAUUCGGGUCUGAUUUCCGAAGAGGGCUUCGUGUUUGGACAGUGCUUCGGCCCUGCAAUCUAUAUGAACUCAAGAUUACAUCUGAUAUGGUGCUUCUGUCUCUUAAUCUUUGAUGAAGACGGCGAUGAAUUCACAGUUUUGCCACUCCCAAGAAACCCCAAUGGAUCAUCAUAUUCAUACAACAAUCCCUGCCACCGCUCGCUAUGGGAAUCGGAGGGCAAACUGAAUCUUUGUGACCCGGAUGAACACGGGUUCCGAAUCUGGGAGUUCAGCAACCACACCUAUGAAUCGUUAUGGAAAUUGCGUCGGUUUGUGGUUCUGGACGAUUUAAUUUCAGAAACGAGGAGGGAGACGGGGGUGAGAGUGACUGUGGGGAAUUCCAUAAGGUCCUCUGGGUUCAAUGAGGAUUUGCAGAUUCUGUAUAUUCAUGUGGUUGUGUGCAAGAAAAUCGUAGGGUUAAAUGAUUUGGGUGUAAUUGGCUACCACUCACUGUAUCUCCCCUUAAUAUAUGCCGUGUUUUUAGCCGACUUCUUUCAGGAAGAAGAUUGGCUUUUGGAGGAGGCAUACUAUUUGGAGAUGAAAGACGCGGGGUUCUUUGAUGCAGAUUUGGAAUAUCAUUUUUCGCGUAGUGAUCGCCUCAUUGUCUAUGUACUUUGUGAAUAUUUCCACUCAUGUGAACUGUCCACAACCCCGUCUUGGAAACGCAGUGGGGGCAGAUAUCUUCCUCUUCGAUCAAGAGCCAAUACAGUGGGUCUAGGUUCUGUUUGGGAAGGCUGCAUUGGCAUAUCUGCAGUGAAGUCAAUGGAUGAGCAAAAGAGAGAAAUGAAGUUGAUGGACCGUGAAGCUACAGUUUCCUCCUAAGUAGGUGGUUCAUAAAGACUCAAAUAUGGUUGGUAGAGAAGGCAUCCCUCUUCAGGAAGGAUAAGAAAAGGAGCAGGCUCUUUGAAUGGUUCUGAAUCAAUCCUUAGAUCCUAUCAAAAAAGUUUGCACCCAAGGUGUUCAACAAAAUCCCUUAAAGAGAAUUUAUAAUUUCUAAUUCUAGAGCAUGAACAAGUAUUUAAUUUCUAAUUCUGGCAGGUGAUUCAUCAAAUACCAGGCCGCUUCCCAGCACCAUGACUCUGAUUCUAACAUCUUUUCAUCACGAGGGACAAUAUUAAGAAAUAUUCAGGACAGUGCGUGUGGAUAUAAAGGGAAAAGACGUGGAGGGACAGUGUUUGCAAGUGAAGACUAAAUUUGUUGUUCUGUCCUGCAUAUGUUGAAAUAAGAUGAAACCUCAACC
Messenger RNA from Cuscuta campestris, 2056 nucleotides. The record is from the annotation of a GenBank genome assembly. NCBI's taxonomy places the organism in Eukaryota, Viridiplantae, Streptophyta, Magnoliopsida, Solanales, Convolvulaceae.